Messenger RNA from Puma concolor (puma), 804 nucleotides. NCBI's taxonomy places the organism in Eukaryota, Metazoa, Chordata, Mammalia, Carnivora, Felidae. The record is from RefSeq and is a predicted model, not a curated record.
AUGGUGCCCAAGCAGCGGAAGACGGGCCCCCGCAUCUCCGUACUGCCUGGCACCCGCGUAGCCACCAGGCAGCUCCAGUCCCAAGACAGCCUCUACGACUUCCCCUUCCCCUUCAGCUGGCUCAGCGGCUACCUGGCCAUCCUGGUGGGCGCCGGCCUGACCUUCGUGCUCCAGAGCAGCAGUGUCUUCACGGCGGCCGUUGUGCCGCUCAUGGGGGUCGGGGUGAUCAGCCUGGAGCGCGCAUACCCCCUCUUCCUGGGCUCCAACAUCGGCACGACCACCACAGCCCUGCUGGCCGCCCUGGCCAGUCCCGCGGACAUGCUGCUCAGCGCCCUCCAGGUUGCCCUCAUCCACUUCUUUUUCAAUCUGGCUGGCAUCCUGCUGUGGUACGUGGUGCCUGUCCUGCGGCUGCCCAUCCCGCUGGCCAAACGCUUCGGGGACGUGACCGCCAAAUACCGCUGGGUGGCCAUCGCCUAUCUGCUGCUCAGCUUCCUGCUGCUGCCGCUGGCCGCCUUCGGGCUCUCCCUGGCAGGGAGCACAGUGCUGGCUGCAGUCGGAGGACCCCUGGUGGGGCUGGUACUCCUCGUCAUCCUGGUCAAUGUCCUGCAGCGGCACCGGCCAGCCUGGCUGCCACGCCGUCUGCGGUCCUGGGCCUGGCUCCCGCUCUGGCUCCAUUCUCUGGAGCCCUGGGACCGCCUGGUGGGCCGCUGCUGCCCCUGCAGGGUCUGCAGCCCCGCUCCGGCCGCUGCCAAGGAGGCCCACUGCUACGAGAACCCUGAGGUCCUGGCCUCCCAGCAGCUGUGA